Molecule: messenger RNA, 802 nt
Organism: Capsicum annuum
Lineage: Eukaryota; Viridiplantae; Streptophyta; Magnoliopsida; Solanales; Solanaceae
Product: germin-like protein subfamily 3 member 2
Exons: 1
Coding region: 10-672 (220 amino acids)
Cellular component (GO): cell wall
Molecular function (GO): manganese ion binding
Source: RefSeq, a predicted model, not a curated record
UCAAAAAAAAUGUAUACAAAAAUUCUUGUUUUUUUAUUCAUUAAUUUCUUUUAUUUUUUUUACUUUCUAACAUUGGCUUCUGACCCUGACCCUAUCCAAGAUUUUUGCAUACCUAACACAAAAAAAUCAAAAUCCAUUUUCCUAUCACCAUGCAAAAAUUCAAAACUAGUAACACCAGACGAUUUCGUAUUUUCCCGCCUAAAACCCCCAGAAAAUUUCACCGACACAGGCCUCGCGGCCGUGUCAGUGAACCCCUCGAUAUUUCCUGGACUUAACACGUUAGGAAUGUCGUUCGUGCAUGUUGACUUGAACAUUAGUGGCAUAAACCCCCCUCAUUUCCACCCUAGAGCGACCGAAAUUGCCUACAUUCUACGUGGAAAAGUCUAUUCAGGAUUCGUCGAUUCAAAUAAUCGAGUUUUUUCUAAGGUGAUUGGACCAGGAGACGUCAUGAUUUUUCCUAAGGGGUUAGUACAUUUUAUGAUGAACGUCGGAGAAACUCCGGCGACAAUUUUCGGGUGUUUUAAUAGCCAAAAUCCAGGCAAUGUGAAAAUUCCAUCAACAAUUUUUGGUUCUGGAAUAAAUGAUGAACUUUUGGAGAAGGCAUUUGGAUUGAAUAUUAAGCAAAUCGUUGUAAUGAGAAGGAAGUUUUUUCCCAAAAAGAUAAAGAGGUAAAGUUUGAUGAGGUUCAUAAUUAGGGAAAAAAAAUAAAUAAGAAGAAUAUUUUUAUUAAUUUGCCUCUUGAGAUACUUUUGAAAUUUUACAAAUUUAUUUUUAUAUUUUUAAAGAGUAUUAAUUGUAGAGG